GGAAGUCCUAAUUUUCAUUCCGUUUGGAUGAAUUGACUGUGGCAUGAGACUGAGCCAGUAGUCCGGGGGAGCGUCAGCCAGCAGGUCUUGACUGUUGGUGUGGAUAUGAGAGGAAGUCAGAUGUGUUAACCUGGUAGUCAGCCGGUACACAGGCCGCUGCACAGCAGCAUCCAUCUGAGCGGGACUGCCCGACCGGCCCGGCGGCUGUUGUCGCUAACUAACUGGCUAGCUAGCUAGCGAACCCAAACCCGCUAACUUCACCAGUUUAAGGUGGUUUAAUUGACGAACGGUGUGGGGAAAGAGGGGCCUCCGGCUAGUGCGACUCGGUUAACUGCUGCCCUGGAGAUCUUAGCUGCCCGGUUUAUUUUCCGGAGCAACAUCCUGCUGAGAUGGACAACCUGAGUGAAGCCUUGGAGAAGCUGAAGCUAGCGUCUACAGACAGCGCCACUGACAGCGUGGAGAGCUGUCUGGACUGCCUGCUCAAAGCACUCGCCAACAACAACACUGAGGCCAGUGUGAAGAUCCAGGAGAUGGGCAUUCUUCCCCUGCUCCCCACCCUUCUAAACCCCCAGUCUUCCUGCACUCCUAAAGUAGCCAACAUCAUAGCUGAGGUGGCCAAAAAUGAGUUCAUGCGGAGCCCCUGUGUUGAAGCUGGCCUCAUCCCUCCUCUAAUUCAGCUGUUAAACUCCACCGACCAGGAGGUUUUACUGCAGACUGGCCGAGCUCUUGGCAACAUCUGUUAUGACAGCCAUGAGGGCAGGAGUGCAGUUGACCUGGCAGGAGGGGCUCAGAUAGUAGCUGAACACAUUAAAUCCCUCUACCAAAAUACUGAGCCGGAAAAUGAGAAGCUCUUGACUGUCUUUUGUGGCAUGCUGAUGAACUAUAGCAAUGAUAAUGAUUCCUUACAAGCCCAGCUGAUCAAUAUGGGUGUGAUUCCCACUCUGGUGAAGCUGCUAGGCAUCCAUUCCCACAACACAGCCCUGACAGAGAUGUGUCUAAUUGCCUUUGGGAAUUUGGCUGAGCUCGAGUCCAGCAAAGAGCAGUUUGCUUCCACCAAUAUUGCUGAGGAGCUGGUGCGUCUCUUCCAGAAGCAGACAGAGCAUGAGAAGAAGGAAAUGAUUUUCGAAGUCCUGGCUCCACUUGCAGAAAAUGAUGUGAUAAAGCUGCAGUUGGUGGAGGCCGGCUUGGUGGAGUGUCUGCUGGAGGUGGUGGCUCAGACUGUGGACGGAGAGAGGGGAGACAUCGCCCAGCUCAAGACUGCAUCCGAUCUCAUGGUUCUCCUGCUCCUGGGAGAUGAGUCCAUGCAGAAGCUGUUUGAGGGAGGAAAGGGCAGCGUCUUCCAGAGGGUCCUGUCCUGGAUACCAUCUCAUAACCAUCAGCUGCAGCUGGCGGGGGCUCUGGCCAUCGCCAACUUCGCUCGCAAUGAUGGGAACUGCAUCCACAUGGUGGACACUGGUAUCGUGCAGAAGCUUCUGGAGCUGCUGGAUCGACACGUCGAAGAAGGCAACGUCACUGUUCAACACGCAGCUCUCAGCGCCCUGCGGAACCUGGCCAUACCCGUGGUAAACAAAUCUAAGAUGCUGUCAGCAGGCGUCGCGGACGUGGUGUUGAAGUUUUUGCAAUCAGAGAUGCCUCCAGUCCAGUUUAAACUCUUGGGAACAUUACGUAUGCUCAUCGAUACACAAGCCGAAGCCGCAGACCAGCUGGGAACCAAUGGGAAACUGGUGGAGAGACUAGUGGAGUGGUGUGAAGCCAAAGAUCACGCAGGAGUGAUGGGCGAGUCCAACAGGCUCCUGUCGGCGCUCAUCCGACACAGCAAGUCCAAGUCGUCGAGAACUGUUAUCCAGGGAGGAGGAGUCAAGCACUUAGUUACCAUGGCAACUAGUGAGCAUAUGAUCAUGCAGAACGAAGCACUGGUGGCUUUGGGUCUCAUAGCAGCACUGGAUUUAGUUGCAGCUGAGAAGGACUUUGUCGGAGCCAGCCUGGUGUCUGUGCUUCACAAGCUGCUGUCAGAUGAGAGGAGUGCUCCAGAGAUCAAGUACAACUCUAUGAUCCUCAUCUGUGCAGUCAUGGGAUCAGAGCCUCUUCACAAAGAAGUCCAGAGCCUGGAGUUCAUCGACGUGGUGUCCAAGCUGAGGGCUCACGAAAACAAGACGGUAUCACACCAGGCAUCGCUCACAGAGCAGCGACUAACUGCCCAGAGCUAAAUGACUGUGUCCGAGCCCACCCACCCAACCACCCACCCACUUAAAUGCCUGCCUGACCACCUAAUCACCCAAUGACACCUCAUGACUGCUCUCCCCCCUGUGCCCCAUCGUCAUGUGCCAAGGUACCAUGUCGCGUUAACUGCCAGCCAGACAUACAGUUAUGUCUCUCCCCUCGACCCCUCCGCCCUGCCCACCUCCACUAGGGUUAGACUGAUGGUGGGUUUUAGAACGCACGUACUCUCUGCUUCUGUUCAAAUCAUAAAUCUGAGCUUUUUCUAAUAGAAGUUUUAUUUAGAAUGACAACCGUUCACCCAGAAUUAAAUAGUUGUUAGGGUGGCAAAGCCUCUGAAACUGUUUCUAGACUAUCAUGGGACACCAAAACUCUCCUCUGAAAGCCAUAAUAAUGAGAUUUAUUUAGGUGGGUUAGCAGGUCCUUAAGGCAGGGUGAGGCAGGCUUCAUGUCAGGCUUUACAGGCUGACGCCCCUUAAAUGCUCGAUAGAGUGAUCUGUCUGGAGGUCGACCCCACUGAGUCGCUGGUAUCUUCUCUUUUUUUUUUCCCACUUUGCAUCAGUCUAGCCCUAGUCCCCACCUCUACUUGUGCAUGCAUCUUCUGCUACAAGUAGCUCCACAGGAGCUGAGGCGCCAUAGACAGCCUAACGCAAUAGAUUAAGAGACAACACUCUUACGACCAUAGCUGUGAUCCCAUCCGCCGGUAACCCACCAGUGAAAAUGUGCACAAAAGAACAAAAAAAAAACAAAAAAAAAAAAAAAGACCUCCCUGUUGUGAUUUUUCUUUCAUUUUUAAGAAAAAGCAGCCAUCCAUGAUGUGCCCAGUUGUGUCCCAUGUAGCUCAAGUAUAAAUUGACUAGAAACUGUGCAUGUUUUAGUCCUGUUGAAGGUGUGCCAGUGUUCAUUUUACCUCUCUACCGCUCGCAUACUCCAAAGUACAACCUGCCCUCCUCUACUGACACCUCCAGUCUUGUUUUUGCACUUGUUCUUUAAGACUUGGAUCUAGAGAUUUUAUUCAGAUUUUUAAUUCCACAGUUGUCCAAACACACACACACACACACACCACCCCCCCCACACACACCCACACCCACACACACACACACACACACCCUGGGUCCAGCAGCUGUACAGUGAAGUUCGAGGCUCCACCUCCUCGCUGAAAGAGAAUCAUGUAAGAACCAGGUGAAGCAUAUGUGGUGAAGAACAGGGCUGUAGUGAGGGACAGCUGAGUGUCGCCGCGUUAAUGAAGCCAAAGUGGGAAACUGAGAGAGUGGAUUUUAUAGAUUUAACCAUCAGCAGAAUGUCAGCUCUCUGCUCGGGUACUGUCAUACGACUUAUCACAGUCUUGAAUUGCCAUCUCCCAGAGGUUUUAGCUGCUAAACAGCUUUCAGAUUUACUGUGAAGAGAAUGGUAGCCUUCUUCUUAGCAGGAUACAAGGUGGGAAAAAACAGAGUCAGGUGGGUGGAAGGAACAAAAAUGUGAUUUAGACUGAUCAUUUAAGUCAAUACAAACCAUAUAAAAUAAAAGAUGGCUGCUGUGAUGCAACCUUUCAGACGGUUGGUACUGGCUUGAAUUAAAGAGGUCUUUCUUGGUCAAACUUGUUUUCUCCCAUUUUAUAUGUUGCUGGGAGAACUGAGUAUUUAACAUCAAUCUCUCUCUCUUCUCUUUGCAUGAUAAAAAUUUCUACAGAGGUUUGUGGUCCUGUGGACAGAAUUAAAUACAAGAUCAUUUUUUUUUAGUAUUUUUAGAUGAUCAGAAACCGGGCCAGAAGCUUUGAAGAGCAGCUAAGAACGAGGAAAGUUGGAGGAGAAGUUAGAAAAAGCUGAUUCAAAAGCUGGGAGUGCAGUAAUAAAGCAGCGCCCGGUUUGUGCGUUGUGGAUGCACAGCAUGGAGCAUCUUGUGAGAGCAGGUAAUUGAAUGGAAACACUGCGUCACUGUAUUUGUGCUGUUGAAACCCCCCCCCUCCCCCCUCCUCCUCCAACCACGGCCACAGCAGCACCACUCCCUCCAGAGGAACAGGUCUCUCUCAUGUGUGACGGUUGGUUUCUUCUAGUCAAAGGGAUUUCUGCUAACAUGCACAUCUCAGCAUGUCCGACACUGUACUGACACCCUGUUAACAUGCCGCAGUGUGUUUCCUGGUCUGGGCCCCACACUUUUUUUUAAAAAAGGUAUGAAUGGUUAUUUAUCAGAUUUGUGCUCUUCUAAAGACACAUGCCAGUGGAGAUGUAUCCAUAGUAACUGCGUAAAAUACUAUAAACUUAAAUGUUUGUUGUAAAUGUCAUGAGUUGUACAUUUGGAGGAUUGUAACUCAGCAGAUAAUUAAAAGACGAUAGCUGGUGA
Molecule: messenger RNA, 4557 nt
Organism: Lates calcarifer (barramundi perch)
Lineage: Eukaryota; Metazoa; Chordata; Actinopteri; Centropomidae
Gene: rap1gds1
Product: RAP1, GTP-GDP dissociation stimulator 1
Biological process (GO): positive regulation of GTPase activity
Cellular component (GO): cytosol
Molecular function (GO): guanyl-nucleotide exchange factor activity; protein binding
Source: RefSeq, a predicted model, not a curated record